AUUAACACCGAAAUAAAUGGACAUAAAGUUAGAGCUAUUUAUGAUACCGGGAGUGAAAUAAAUAUUCUAAAUACGUCAAUAUACAAGCAAGGAUUAGGUUUACUGGCGGACAUGGAAUAUCGGACAAGUCUAAGAGAUGCAAACAGCGGAAUCAGAACUCUUCAAGGAAUUAUUAGAAGUGUUCCAAUUGAAAUCAGAAGUAUUAAGACCCUAGGAAUGGUAUUAUUAAAUGAGAAUGCACCUUUUGACUUAUUAUUAGGCCGAUCUUGGCAAUCUGAGAAUAGAGUUGGCCUCAUAGAGAGAGCCGACGGCACAUAUCUAACAUUCCCUAAUCCG
Molecule: messenger RNA, 336 nt
Organism: Suillus discolor
Lineage: Eukaryota; Fungi; Basidiomycota; Agaricomycetes; Boletales; Suillaceae
Exons: 1
Source: RefSeq, a predicted model, not a curated record